This is a messenger RNA of Mugil cephalus (flathead mullet), 3686 nucleotides long. RefSeq names its product signal transducing adaptor molecule (SH3 domain and ITAM motif) 2 (gene stam2). Gene Ontology annotation, biological process: signal transduction. The transcript has 14 exons. Gene Ontology annotation, cellular component: endocytic vesicle. Gene Ontology annotation, molecular function: ubiquitin binding; phosphatidylinositol binding. The record is from RefSeq and is a predicted model, not a curated record. The coding region runs from base 126 to 1664 and encodes 512 amino acids. Lineage: Eukaryota; Metazoa; Chordata; Actinopteri; Mugiliformes; Mugilidae.
UUUCCGGAAGAGCAACUGGUGCGAGUUUAAUGGACAAGGAAGAGAUAUUUGUUUAGGUUUAGUCUGGCGAACGCGUACUUUUCUUUCAUCCGGUAGUCUGGCGCUUCUCUUUUAAAAUCGUUAACAUGCCUUUAUUUGCCCAAAAUCCGUUUGACCAAGAUGUCGAGAAGGCAACCAAUGAAAACAACACGUCAGAUGACUGGGGUCUCAUUAUGGACAUCUGUGAUAAGAUUGGAACCACUACCAAUGGACCAAAGGACAGCUUGCGAUCCAUUAUGAAGAGAGUCAACCACAAAGUGCCUCAUGUCGCCAUGUUGGCCCUCAAUUUGCUGGGUGCUUGUGUAUCGAACUGUGGAAAAAUAUUUCACCUGGAAAUCUGCUCAAGGGAGUUUGCAAAUGAAGUCCGGAGUGUGUUGAACAAGGCUCAUCCAAAGGUGUGUGAAAAACUAAAGGCCCUGAUGGUCGAGUGGGCAGAAGACUUCCAGAAGGAUCCACAGCUCAGCCUGAUCGGUGCCACCAUCAAGUCCAUGAAGGAAGACGGCAUCAGCUUCCCCUCUGCAUCCUCACAGGGGUCCAGCACAAAGUUCAGCCCACCUGCCGCAAGCAAAGCGGUGGAUGACGAUGACCUGGCCAAAGCCAUCGAGCUGUCCCUGCAGGAGCAGAAGCAGCAGGCGGAGACGCGGCCCCUGACCGUGACCUCCGACCCCCCGACCCACACGAACGGCGGCGGCGCGGCUCAGGAGGCCCGGAAAGUGCGCGCGCUCUACGACUUCGAAGCGGCCGAAGACAACGAGCUGACCUUCAAGGCCGGAGAAGUCAUUCUCGUUUUGGAUGACAGCGAUCCAAACUGGUGGAAAGGCGAGAACCACAGAGGAGUGGGCCUUUUCCCCUCCAACUUUGUCACAACCAAUCUGAAUGCGGAGCCGGAGACAGUGGCUUACGUGGAGAAGACAGAGACUCCUGAAGAGACGACCCCCGAGCCCAGAGCUGAGCCCGAGCCCGUCUUCAUUGACGAGGGGAAGAUGGACAGAACGCUGGCGCUGCUGCAGAACGCAGAUCCUGCAGAUCCGGCCCCAGACUCCGCAGAGCUGCUCCAGCUGGAGGGCGCGUGCGAACAGAUGAACCCUUUGAUCGAUGAGAAGCUGCAGGGGAUCGACAGGAAUCACUCUGAGUUGUCUGAGUUGAAUGUGAAGGUCUUGGAAGCCCUGGAGCUCUACAACAAGCUCAUGAACGAGGCUCCGUUCUACUCGGCCUACUCCAAGAUGCAGUCGCAGUAUCCGGGAGCCGGCUCCGCUGUGCCCAUGCAGGGCUACCUUGGACCAGCCGGUGGCCCUUACCUUCCUCCGUCGAUGCCUCAGGGUCCUCCUGCGCAGGGCUACUCUCUUCCUAGUGACCAACCUGGACCGCUGCAUUCACUACCCCCCAACGUCUCAGCUCCGCCCAACGGCCAAGGCCCCCAGCCCCCGUAUAUGAGCAGUGGUAUGAACGCUCAGUACAUGAACCCAGCUGCUGGAGCCCCGUACCCAACUCAGCCGGGCAUGGCCAUGGAUAUGUCGACCUAUCACAACUCCAACAUGCCUCCCGUGUCCUAUCCCUUAGCGGCUCCUCCUCACCAGGCUCCCCAGCAGCAGCAGGCCGCGUACUACCAGCAGCCUCUGCUGUGAAACUCUUUAACGGACAGCGGAACUCAGAAGAUCAACACAUACUUCAGAUAUUUCAUUUGGCAAAUUGCGUGUUCAUUCGGCUUAACCUCUGUGUGAGUGUGUGUGUGUGUGUGUGUGUGUGAGAGAGAGAGAAGUGAAGUUUAGGAUAAUUCCUUUGGCUUUUUUUUUUGUGCCUGAAUCAAAGGAAGUGAAAGCUGAAAUAACUGAGGUGUGUACGUACCAGAUGUUUGCCGUGCAUCUGGGUCAUGUGAGGCUAAAUAUGGCUCCUGGGGGGGUGGGGUGGGGGUGGUUGGGGGGGUUUUCUCCUGUCCUCCUUUUUCUUGGCCGACUGAAAGCAACAACAACAAAAAAAAAUGUCACAGGUCAACGCAGAAGAAGAGCGAGGUUAGACCGUCAGUGCAGCACCGUUAAAAACGAGACGAGCAGCGUCUAAUUCACGGAGGUUAGCGUUCGAAAAUCCAGCAUAAUGCUACUCCCACACAACGCCGGCUCUGGACUGGUUUAUUGUUUUUCUAUUUUUCAUCACACACCCUUCCAGAGAAAUGAGCAGCUGUCCUCCGUCGGUGUCUGCGUUCGAUGCGUUCGGCCUCAGUGGUGCAGAAUUUUGGCAGCAACAGUCGAGAUCAGUGUGAGACUCCAACACUUAAGUUCACGCGUGGAGCAAAUCUUUGUUUCUCUGAGAUGUGAGACUGAACUGGGGAAUAAAUAAGAUAGAAAACAACAGUUGCAUGUUGUAAUGUGUGUGUGUGUGUGUGUGGGUGUGGGUGUGGGUGUGUGUGGUUGGGGGUGAGGGGGGGGUUAAACUGAGCUGUUCCCAAAUUCUCAUGGACAAACAUGAGUAUACUCAAACGUGCACGUUAAGGUAGCUCAGAGGCUAGAGUGAAACCUGAUUUAUUUUUUUUGUUUUCUUUUUAACUACGUUCUUGUUUUUAGGUGGAUUCAUCCGAACUCACGUACAGUUUAUGUUCCUUAGAAACACUUUGGAUCGGUGGGAGUCGUCUUUCUGCAGAGUCAGCACUUAUCAGAUUUGCCGGCGCAGGUGCAAAAGCUUUUUUUUUGUUUGUUUGUUUGUUUGUUUGUUUUUUUUUUCUUUCUUCCUCACCACCAUCCAUCAUUGUAGCUGCUCUGAAUUUCUGAAGUACCGACUAUUUUUUUUUCCAAGUGUGCUAACAGUUACUUCAGCGUGAAUGGGGUUCGUAGAUUUGCUUUCGCACUAAACUCACUGCCUUGUAAUGUGGUUGCAUUUGAGAUAUUUAUGUAAAUCGCGUGUCGGCUUGUCUCGUGUCUGCGCGUGCGUUUGGAUUCUUUCCCGUCGGGUCGAUGCAAACAAAACGAAGGGCGGCUUUGUCUUAAAGGGGGAAAUAGUUGAUUCAUCUGAUGAAAAAGCUGCAGCUUCCAUUCGAGGGCAACCUGUUCGGAUCCCAUGUUUUAUGCAAACGCCUGACACGUCUGUACAGUUCAAUAUCGAAAAUUGUCAAUAACAUCCGCCUGUACUUUGAUUUACGUACUGUAUGUGUGAUUUACAUGGUUGACAAAUGUGUAAUUCUUCUUUUCUGCUUUUACUUAAAUUGUACAUGGACACAAUUAUUAUUAUUAUUAUUAUUUCCACAAAUCUUGAGUCGUUUGAAGUGAAGAAAGAGAAGCGGGACGUCACGUUUUGAACCUGUUGUUUUCCUUCGUAGAGUCUCCAGUCAGUAAUUCCUUAGAAACUGUAUAUUUCUGUCAAACACCCUGAUGUUAAAGACGUUGUAUAUUAGAUGUAAAAUACCUGGGUUUUUGUCAGCGACAUUGGCAUCGCACCUUAGCUUUGUAAAACGUUUCUUUACCACCGAAUGCCUUGAUUGAUCUGUAGAAAUCAAAAGAUGAAUGACACAACCUCUGGCAAGAAACCUCUGGAUAUGUAUAAUUAUGUAUAUUUAAAAUAGUCCAGGAGAAGUUCCUAUAUCCAGGAUUUUAAAUCUGCUUUUGUAACGGAGCAAACUUAUAAAUAUUCUUUGAAAUAAAAAAAAAAAGAAGUAAUAA